ACUGAUACAAAUAUUCAGUGAACAGAGCUGUGGAAGUUGAUCUCUUUCAGUGGGUGCAUGACAUCUGUGGGCCCUUUACCUCCUUUAAUUACUGCUACUAACCUAGGUGUAUUUGUGUUUCUCUCCAGGGAUGAAGUCAGGGAUCCUCCUCUUCGGAUUCUUGGUGACCCUGAGCCUGUGCCAGGCAUCGGGAUCUUCCAUAAAUGAUAUCUUGGAGACGCUGCCAGAUCCAUUCUUUCUGAGCAGCACGAAUGAAGCCAAGGAGCUGGUGGACGCUGCAUACAAGUACGAACGGGACAGGGCAAAAGAGGCCAUAGGGGAAAAGGACGCCAGCCCCUCCGAUUUCCUGAAACAUUUAAAGGAUCCAGUGGCAGGAACCAGGUCUGCAAUCCGAGCUGCCGAUUACAUGGAAACCACCCUGAGCCUCCUGAAGAAGAAGCUGCGUCGGCUCGUGAAAGGGAAGUUUAAUAUCACAGAUGUACUAAGUAGGAAGCAGAAGGAAAUUAUUUCCAAGGCAACUGGUUGUGACUAUCAGAUUCGUUCCAUUAAGUGCCCGAAGAGUAGCAUUUACCGGACCAUUACUGGAGAAUGCAACAACAGGAAACAUUCUUAUUUGGGAGCUUCCAAUCAUGGAUAUGCCCGAUGGCUCCCGGCAGAGUAUGAGGAUGGAGUGUCUCUUCCCAAAGGAUUAACUGAAGGAAAACUUUACAAUGGAUUUCCGCUCCCACUGGUACGAGACUAUGAAAUCAUUCACACAGCCAAUGAGAAUGUCACCCAAGACCAGGAGCGCUCUCUCAUCUUCAUGCAGUGGGGUCAGUGGGUUGACCACGAUUUGGACUUAGCCCCUUUCACUACGACAAAAAUCGACAAUAAAGAAGUUCAUUGCGAGACCAGUUGCACCUUUGAGCCACCUUGCUUCCCAAUUCAGAUUCCCCCUGAUGAUCCACGAAUUAAGGACCCAAAUACUUGUAUGCCAUUCGUCCGUACAGCUCCAGUGUGCAAUGCUAGAACAUUUACGCGAGAGCAGAUCAAUGCGAUCACUUCAUUCUUGGAUGCCAGCAUGGUGUACGGCAGUGAAGUUCCUCUAGCUAAGAGUAUUAGGAAUCAGACAAACCAGCUGGGUUUGAUGGCGCUGAACCAGAACUUUACUGAUGCAGGGCUGGGAUUACUGCCCUUUGAGAACAAAUCCCAAAGCCUCUGUUUAUUCACAAACAAGGCCAUGAAUAUCCCCUGUUUUAAAGCAGCUCUCAUUUAUUUUAAAGACGCCUUAUUCCAGAGAAAAGCCAAUGUGCUGAUAGUCAAAAGGGUAGUAACAUACAGAGACUACUUGCCACUUCUGCUUGGAGAUGAGACUGAGAAGGAAAUACCAUGCUACACGGGCUAUGAUGAGUCUGAGGAUCCCACCGUGGCAAAUGUAUUCUCCUUGGCUUUUCGGUUUGGUCAUAGUUCAAUACAGCCUUUUGUGAACCGUUUAGAUGAACAUUUCCAACCUUUGGGUCCACAUUCCCAGGUGCCUCUUCACCUCACAUUCUGUGCUUCCUGGAGGGUUGUAAUGGAAGGUGGCAUUGACCCGCUUCUCCGUGGUCUGCUGGUUGACCAUGCAAAACUAAUGAAACAGAAUCAAAUGGUGGUUGAGGAGCUCCAGGAGCGGCUUUUUGAACAGGUAGAAAUAAUUGGACUGGAUCUAGCAGCCUUAAACCUGCAACGUGGAAGAGAUCAUGGUCUUCCGGGGUAUAACGCCUGGAGGCAAUUCUGUGGGCUCUCACAGCCUCGCAACUUAGCUGAACUCUCUGAAGUGCUGAGAAAUCCUGAGCUGGCCAGGAAGUUCAUGGACCUGUACGGGACACCAGACAAUAUCGACAUCUGGAUUGGGGCUAUGGCGGAGCCGUUUGUUCCCAAUGGCAGAGUGGGACCUCUCCUGGCUUGCAUCAUUGGAUCUCAGUUCAGGAAAUUGCGAGAUGGGGACAGAUUCUGGUGGGAGAAUCCCGGGGUUUUCACUCCACAGCAGCGCCAGGCCCUGAGCAGCAGUUCAUUGCCGCGGGUUCUCUGUGAUAACACUCGCAUUAGAGAGGUGCCCAGGGACGUGUUCAAGGUCAACCGCUAUCCCGAGGACUUUGUGAACUGCAGAAUGAUCGACAGUAUUGACUUGUCACCUUGGAGACAACGCAGUAACUAGGGAGUGGAAGCUCCAGUUAUGUCAUCAUAGAAGGCAAUCAGGUUGGUCAGGCAUGAC
Messenger RNA from Chrysemys picta bellii (western painted turtle), 2233 nucleotides. The record is from RefSeq and is a predicted model, not a curated record. NCBI's taxonomy places the organism in Eukaryota, Metazoa, Chordata, Testudines, Emydidae.